Molecule: messenger RNA, 5683 nt
Organism: Oncorhynchus mykiss (rainbow trout)
Lineage: Eukaryota; Metazoa; Chordata; Actinopteri; Salmoniformes; Salmonidae
Gene: nfatc2b
Product: nuclear factor of activated T cells 2b
Biological process (GO): calcineurin-NFAT signaling cascade; cytokine production; regulation of transcription by RNA polymerase II
Cellular component (GO): transcription regulator complex
Molecular function (GO): transcription factor binding; RNA polymerase II cis-regulatory region sequence-specific DNA binding; DNA-binding transcription factor activity, RNA polymerase II-specific
Source: RefSeq, a predicted model, not a curated record
UUAUAAUAGUGAAGUAUGGCUUUGUUGCACCUUAAAUACAACAUGUCUUUUCUGUUUUUGUUCUCAUUUCUGUUUCCUGUCUCUGUUACUUUAUUGAGCAACAAUCCAAAUAUAUCAUCAACAAUUGCAGCCUCAAAACAUUUGAUACAAACUUACCCGACAGACACAGUUACAUCAUCACCACAGAAUCACCCGCCUCAACUAGGCUAUGCAACAGAAUAGAAACAGGAAGCAAUAUCGACAGCCUGAUUUCUUUUUAUGUGGCUGUCAUAUUUCAUUUGAACCAUUAGACUUCCGUUGUUGCAAUUGCCUGAAGUUAAUACAGAAUCGUCGUGAAAAGCCUAAAGUAUAGCCUAACAUCAGCUGUUGUUUUGUCUCUCUUUUCAUUUUGAUAAAUAAUUUACGUGCUUAAGAUGACUUCCAUCUACAAAGACAAUGAUCAACAUUCUUUGGAGCUUGUGGAAGGUCUUGGUCAAGAUAACAGUCAAGAGGAGUUGGACUUUUCUUACCUGUUUUUGUACAACCCAUCUGACGACUUUCGCGUGAUUGAAGCAGACAACUCAGGGGUUCCCCCUCGCGGAGAUCACAACCCCUCAUCUGUGGUGAACUACCCUUGUGACGGAAGCUCCAGUAACGCCCCUACAACCUCCAGCCAGUCCUCUUACCACCAUGGGCCUGUCCCUGACAGCCUGUCUGGGCCUGGGUUUAACUCACUGGAUCUCCCCUCCAGGCCAAGGGGUGCUCCCUCUCCCAGCCCCAGGAUUGAGAUCACCCCAUCAGGGGACCCUCACCAGACUCAUCCCCUGGACGCCAGCCCCAGAACCACGGCCCUGACUGUGCCUGGCUAUGAGAACACGGCCUACCGAGAGCCCCAGAGCCCUGCCAGCAGCAACUCCUCCACGGGUUGGCUGUCUGAGGCCUACUCGCCCUGGAUCUCGCCUUGUGUAUCUCCCAGUGGUGGUGGGGGCAUGGUUGGCUUGACCGCCUUGGACCUCCUCCCUGGCCUCCAGGGCAUCCAUACGUCCUCGGCCCACUCCUCCCCUGGGACCUCCCCGCGAACCAGCAUCACAGAGGAGACUUUCCUGGUACCGCAGAGUCAGCGGUCUUCCUCGCCACACUCCAACGAUUACCCCCGCUCUCGCUCCGCCUCUCCUCAGGGAAAACGCACCUACGACCAGUACAGCGGCCCCAAUCUGGGGACCACCAGCCAGCAGCAGCGCUCCCGGAGCCCAAGCCCCAGCCCCUCGCCUCACCACCCCCAAGGACGACCCUUGGCCCAAGCUGACCCACAGGGCAAUGCCCCUCAGCAGAUGCCCAGCGUUGAAGAGGUGUUGAGCAGCCUCAACUCCAGCCUCAGCUCCAGCAUGUCCAGGGCGGUCCCCUCCAAGAUGGUGCGGCCCAGUGUUGAGUGCUAUACGUAUGGAGAGAGCCAGGGGGAGCAUGGGCGGAGAGGCAGAGCUGGGGCUGAGACCUUCUACAUCCUCCCUACAUCUUUCUGGCCGGCUUCACUAGCCCAUGGAGCCUUCAGUGGCAUCCCUGUGCCAUCUAUGCCCCCUCUAGAGUGGCACUUGCCCAGUCACUCCGACCAGUAUGAGCUCUGUUUGGAGCAGCAGCCUAAACAGCACCACCGGGCCCACUACGAGACAGAGGGCAGCAGGGGAGCAGUCAAAGCGGCCAGUGGAGGUCACACUGUGGUUCAGCUUCAUGGGUAUAGAGGCACUGCUCCACUGGGUCUGCUGGUGUUCAUCGGAACGGCUGACGAGAGGGUCCUCAAACCCCAUGCCUUCUACCAGGUGCACCGCAUCACUGGGAAAACGGUCACCACACCAAGCCAAGAGAGAAAGGUCCAUGGCACCAAGGUCCUGGAGAUCCCUCUGGAGCCCAAGAACAACAUGAGAGCAGUGAUUGACUGUGCUGGGAUACUAAAGCUGAGAAAUGCUGACAUCGAGCUCAGGACAGGCGAGACAGACAUGGGACGCAAAAACACCUGUGUCCGCCUUGUCUUUCGUGUCCAUAUUCCUCAACCAGGAGGACAGUAUGUCUCUCUUCAAGUGGCCUCCCUUCCCAUCGAGUGUUCCCAGAGGUCGGCCCACGAGCUUCCCACUGUAGAGCGCCAGGACGUGGAGCGCUGCUCGGUUCUAGGGGGACAGCAGGUGAUACUGACAGGACAGAACUUCACCUCUGAUUCCAAGGUGGUGUUCACAGAAAAGACACCUGACGGGGUGCAAAUCUGGGAAGCAGAAGCUACAGUAGACCGAGACAAGAGCCAGAAAAGCAUGCUGUUUGUGGAGAUCCCUCCGUAUCGAGAUCCCACCAUUCAUCACGCAGCUAAAGUCAACUUCUAUGUGAUCAACGGGAGGAGAAAACGCAGUCAGGCGCAGCACUUCACCUACACUCCUUUAACCGUUCCCGCCAUUAAAACGGAACCCGUAGAUGACUUCCAGUUUGGCCAGCUGGGCUGCGCUGUCUCCCAAAUCCUAGGAAUGUCAUCCAAGUCCUACCACCACACCCCCAGUAGCCAUCUCAACCCUAAUAGCCACAUAGUGGCUGGCAUGACAUCCUUGGCAACCUGCCAGCGUGCAAGCCAUCACGAUCCCAAUGCCUAUCAACCACAGGACCCAUCUGUCUGUUACCCCAGUAAAAGCCGAAGCCUGGGUAGCACCCCUGUCCUGUAUCAAGAUAUGAACCACCACCCAGUGAUGAUACACAGUGGUUCCCCAUCUCAGAUGUCCUAUACCCAGCAUUACUCCAGCCAAGUGUCCCAACCCUUCCACCCCUCCCGCUCGGCCACCAAUCAGCGAGUUGUCAACGUAGCUGUCCCAUUGGCCCAACACCAGCACGCCACGAUGGUGGGUGAUGGGUACCGGGCUGCAGCUUCAUUAUGGAAGGUUGGUGACUCGCCAGAGGCCUGUUCCUCAGAAGGCCAGUACCAGGGCUUCAUGCACACGGUGGUGCCUGUCUUGAGCAGGUCUCCACCGCGACACAGCCACAUCCUGACCCAGAGAGGUCCAGCCGCUACAGGGAGCCAGAGUGGGCCAGUCCCUGGGAAAGUGACAGCGAAGCAAGAAAACCUGAACCAAGCCUAUCUGGAUGAUGUGAAUGACAUCAUAAGGAAUGAUCUGACUGUCCGCAGUAACGAGCAGUAAAGAGCAUCUAUAUUGUGACCAACAAUCACACAGGCUCCAGAAAUGCCAUGACGUCAUUCUACUGUCUGAUUGCCCCCCUUCAUAUGUACUGUAUAUAGGGUGUUAUUUAAGUCGAAAUCGCAUCUUUUGACAAAUGGGUAGAAUAUUAUGUUAAUUGUGUAGAUAAUCCUCUAAGAAAACAAAUGGUCCAAACUUCAUGUUUUUAUCAUAAUUUGUUCACAAGUUAUUGGAGUUUUUACCCUUGAAGGAUGGUCAGAAUUACGGUGACUAAAUCAAUGGAUGCCAGAGAAAAACAUCUCAAAAGUUAUAAAUUUAGGAAAAUUGCAUUGGAUCAGCUAGGUUGGACUCUGGGCUACCGGCUACCUGACAGGCUCACUUUCCCAUUGGGACAAAAAAAAACAAUUUAGAGGUAAGAUGGAUAUCGAUUUUGAGAAGACAUAUUGUAUUUUCAUAUUUUAGUAUAUGCUUUUCAGAUUCAUUUGAAUUUAAUAUUAUUUUUUGAAGAUUUCACUGAGCGUGUACCAGGAGCCGUGAGUGUGUAAAAUCUCUGAGCAAACCAAGAAAGUAAAAAAGUCAUAUUACAACCUACGUUUUGAUAAUUGCGUUGUUUGCUCUAUAACCCAUUCGUUCAUACGCCACCGUGAUAUACAAUAAGGCCUUGACAACAAAAAGACAACAGUCACACAGUGGUGGAAUAAAUUAAACUACACAUAAGUUUGUUUCAUCACAAAACCGGAGAGCAACAUCUGUCUAGUGAAGUCCACAAAGAAAAUAUUGCAUGCAACAAACAGUUAUAAACAGUUAUAUCACCUGCAGCAUAGUCAAGCAAGUUAAUGUUUUCUACUGAUUUAGAACCACAGAGUUACCACAAGUCAGCACAAAGACAAAAAGAGCCCUGCCUCUGCUAUUUCAGCACCAUUUCAACUUAAACAUUUAAACAUCAUCAAAUCAACAAGGCUAUAUACAGUAUGCUUAGUUUAAUACACUGAAAACAAACUUAAAGAUACCAAAAACGAUUUAGUCCAAUCAAUGUUGCUAAAUAUCAUGUCCAUGGUAUUGAUUUCUGUCAGUCUGUGUAUAUGUAUGUGUGUGUGCGCAUGCAAGUAAAACAAAAAAUGUGGACUCCCCCUACUGGUAGACUAGUUGAACGCCAAUGCCAUCCUCCUCGCUUUCAUGUUGGCACAACGGUCUAGGGCUCUGCCAUACAGUACACUUUUAGUUUUGUUGUCAUAGGCUACCUAGCUAAAAUGCUUGCUAGCCUAACUUCCUCGCAUGGGCAACAAUGAAACAGCUAAGUUAGCUCGCUAGUUAAUGUGAGCCUACUAGACUACAUCUAGGCUACAUAUUGAACUUCAAUCAUCUCAGGCCAGUGGUACAACAUAUUUAUUUAUGGUUAGAUCAGAAUCGCUGUCAUUGGCAUGUACAGAGAAUUAAGUCAAAACCACAAGUCUAAAUCCACAUCUCCAUCCAUGGCUUAGGAAAGGGCCAAUUUAGCAAGCUAGUUACUGCAGUACAUCAACACAAGCAAUCCAGAAGAUCUCAUUUGAUUGGUGUGAAGCCAAAUCUAAACUGGCCUCCCUUGGCGGGUGUUUUGCUGCACCAGGACAACCCACAGUUGAGCUUAGCUCAACGAUGAUUGGCUAAUUAUUACAUGUUUUAAUCAAGGGAGGCCAAAUGCUUGCUGGUAUCAAUUAAUCAAUUGCUACAGCGUCUACAUGCUAUACUCUUUUGUUCCAGACAGCAUCAGAUACAUGGGCGAUACAUACUGAGACAGAGGGGGCGCUGUUUCCCUCACUCAGAUGAGAUUUCUCCGGUGAGAUUCAGCCACUUGCGAAUUGAAGGAAAAUUAUGAAAACACAGAGAGAAGAAAGAUGUAUUGGUCAAAUAUUUGGGGAAGCCUGGCUUCCCUUGGCAUUCAUGAAUACACGCCACUGAGCGUAUACCAAACAUUUUAUAUUCAAAGCCUUUUAACAUUUAAUUCAGUUUGUGUCAUGCUAAUUUAGAUUUUUGUGACCCGCGGAAACAACUUUAAAGAUGAUGACCACAAAAUGUAAAAUCCUCAAAAGUUGUUAAAAGAAACCUGCACGGCUAUGCCAACAUAGCUCGGUGCUCAUUAUCGAAUGUAUUACGUAGAAAUCCAACUUUUUUGAUAUAAUGCUAAGGGUAUGUUACAUUUCAUCACCAAAGAGCCAAAGUGCGUUUUCACCAACAUCAUACUGUAUAUACUGUAUUGUGGAUGCAGAUGAUACCCAGUUAGGGGCAUGCAGUGCCAGAUUUCAAUAAGUGUGUUGACCAUGGGCUACCUUUUAAACAGUUUUAUUAUUUUAUCAUGUGUAAUCAUGUAUGUGGCCUCAAUGUAAGCUUUUGUAAUUGUAAAUAAAAACAACUUCAUGAAAAUGUCUGUAAUUACUAAGACAAUUAUGAAAAAAACUGAUUGAUGAUUGAGGAACAUAUUUUUUCUGUCAUGAUGUUGGCAAUUUCAUUAUUUUUUUAUUUUAUUAUUUUAUUUAGUCUGCCUGUCAUUAAAAUAUAUAUUU